AUGCGCUCGAUGCAGCAGCCCAACAUCCUAAUGCCGAAAUUGUUAGGAAAGUUCGGCAUUUCCAAAACAGCGGCUACGGAUCAUUAAGGCUCACUAGAUCAUUUGCCCAUUUUCACAAGGCACUUACUGUGUCCACUAGGAUGGGAAGAGCGACCUCACAAACCGGAAAACGAGCACUGCUGUUUGUCAAAGCAGUGCAGAGAAUCUCAACGUCUGAGCAGGCUCGUGAGAAAAUGGAAGCAAGAAAGGAAAUAUUUUGAGCUCCUCUAAGAUCAUCUGCGCAGUUGGUCGAAACAAGGUUCACGUGCUGGCUCAGCGACACCAGGCGCAGCUACGCCGUCAGCGGCCGCGGGUCAGAAUCACUUGUACUCGACAGCUGCGCUUCAAGAAGCGAACAGAAAUUCUGGUGUUGAACAAGAGGGUAGUGCAGCAACUCCCACGGUAGAUUCGACUGCGACUAAUGCUGGUGCAACUACUGCAGGUGGCACUUCUAUUAGUCAUCAAGUUCUUGCAACAUCAUCAACAACUACUCCGGGUACAUCUUCCUCUUCGUUAGCCACAUCAAAUAAGCAAGAAACCUCUGCUGGUCGUGCAACUGCAUCUACCUCAGUACCACUAGCGGUGACUGCCUAUGGCGGUGGCGGAUCCCCGACGGCUAAGGCAAUUCAAGAACUUUGUGGACUCCCAGCUAGUAUCCGCGAACGUUAUGGCGUGCCCACUGCAGGUGGAACUACAGAGCAGAGUAUUUAUGGUGUUACACAUGAAAUGCAUGAAGGGGAUCUUCUCACAUGAUAGUCUCCAGGUUUCAGACCUCGAUUCUUGGCAAUUCAUCUUUCUCACAGCGUGUUUCAAUUCAUCUUUCUCACAGCGUCCUAGGAUUCUACUGAGACCACUACAACCGUAGAAGAUGCUUCUUCACAUGGUUUGCUUCUUUUUGUUUCUCUAGGACUAGAAUGGUAGACUGACUAGAAUGGUAGACUCAUGCUCGUAUUUCUUGGCUCCUAUCUCACGCUUACCACUUACUUUGAGCGCUAAUAAAGUAGAGGCAAUGCGAGACAAAGGCAAAUGUCUCACGGACCCCCCGGCGUUGGUCGACCGGUACCGACUUUCGGCUUACCGCAGUCGACAUUCUCCUAUCGACCUGCUGUGCGGAACAGUGGGGGAGGGCCGAGCAGCGUAACCGCAGUGACGCCAAUCAUGUCUGCAGCGGCGAAUGGGGCAGUAAAAAUGACGUUUCUACAACAAGCAUCGGGAACUAGUAGUAGCACAGCUGCACCUGCAACAGGAGCAGCCUCUGGUGGAAUACACGCAUCUGGAACAGCAGUGUCUAACGGAGGUUCGACUGCCUCUAGUGCUGUGCUUUCCUCUCCAGCGAAGGCAUCCUCCGCUGCUCUGGCGUCCUCUGUCACGUCAUCUUCUACGUCAGUGUUUAUGCCUGGCUUACCCACUGCGCCACAGACUGGAAAAGCCGCGUUGCCGCCGACGACUAAUAGUACGAGCGGUGCGCAGCAGCAACCAGAAACUGAUAACCUAGACAUCACAGGCAUGCCAAUGGACGUGCUGAAAGCCUCAGCCGCUGCGGCAGUGCAGCACAAAUCCCCCAAUACAACUGCGGCAGCACCAAUGGUGCAACAACAAUCUGCUUCCAGUACUAGUGCCUCUGUUUCUGGUUCUAUGAUGGCUCCAGCAACAAGUUCUUUAGGAUUCCGUUUUGAGUUUGGAGGAGGGUUUUCUGCCGGUACAGGGAUGACUUCUACCAGUGGCGCUUCACCUGCCCUCGAACCACAAAGCCGAGGACAAUUAGCGCCACCGACUCUUGCGCAACCGCAAUUGAAUUUCCAGCGAGCCAAGCACCGAACUGUUUAUGAUAGAGGUGUUGGAGUAUUUCUUUGUUAUAUCGAGGAUUUUUUUAAAGCUUUUCCGUAUUAUAUAACGACAAAAUAGGUAAAGGAAAAAAACUUCUCCCACCUCAAGUUCCCAGCUUCUAAUCUACCACACCGACCACAGCCGCAGCACAAUCGCCUGCACUUCCACGACCACCGAUCCCUCAACCAGGAACAUGGAGCCUAGAGAACAUACCAGACCUUAUAUGCAUCGAUUUUGAUGACUGUCUUGCAUGCGCACACCUGUACCGGGACACAGAGGAUAUAGCUGCUUGUUAUGGUCGCGUAUUUUUGUUCUAGCAAACUGGUCUUGCCUAACAUACAAGUAGAGGUAAGUUGUCAUCGAUCAAAAAGUAGUAUUUUUAGUACUCGGAUUAUAAGUACUUAAAAUGCAUGUCAUAGUUGCUUAAAGAUUUGUACAUGCUGACUAUGACGCGCCAAAGGGGGUGAUCCAUCUCUUACUUGCAGCUGGGUCUACAACAACUACAUCACCAAAUUAGAGCGCCUCACAACAUUAUUAACAUUAACAUCUAACCUCCGGCACGGGAGAACAUGGGAGGACCGCAGCGAGUCGACUAUCUCAAAUUCCGACUUCGACAGAUCAGGUUGGACAAGCCUUCCGUGAAAAUCUGCAUUUUGUCCCUGAACCAAGUAGAACGCAUUAUCCCCGUACUCAAAGACGAAUCAGUGGCAUUGUUCGAAUGCUUUGAUCAGGUAUGAUAUUUGUGGUCUACUAUGCUUUCAUUGCAGAUUAUGAUAUUUCUUCUAGUUGUACUAUAGUUAGAAGUAGGAGUCUACAAUGCUUUCAUUGCAGAUUAUGAUAUUUGUUGUAGUACUAUAGUUAGUAGUAGAGUGAAUGAAUGAGUAGAGUGAAUUAGAAUUCUUUCUUGAUCUUCUUGUUUUUGGUUGCAGAUAAUUAUGACUAUUUCCUUUUCGUCUCGGUCAUUUGAGUUUUCCACGUUUCCAUAGAGCGUGGUGGACUCUCUCGACGUUCUGGAGCUCUCGUAUUGAACUCGAAAUCCUAAAAACCCGCAGAUUUGCGGAUCCGAUGCCCCUCCUUGGGGGAACGGCAAGGCUCAGCGCAUGCACGUUCUAAUGCGGAAUUUUCAGGCUAGAUCCGGCAUCCUCAUAGACGACAAUAGCGACAAUAUCAUGGAUGCACAAAGAAACGGCUUCCAUACAAUCCUAGAACGUCACAUCAGCUACGAAACACUAUGUCGACUCUACAGAGGAGACUAUGGGCAGUGAGGACGAGGAAGCAUCUUAGUGGUCAAGAGCGAGUUGAUCUGCUGAUAUCGAACACGAGAAUGCAGGAUUGCAGAUGUGGCCAAAAAAGAAGGAAUGAACAUCUACAUCAUAAGUGGAGGAUGUCUUCUGGUUCCGUUCUGUGUGGCAGCUUCUAGAAACAAGGUUUAUAACGUUUGCUUAUCGCGUCAUUUAUCAUAGUCAGGAACCAAUACGGACACUUUUUUUUGCAUUUGGAAAUAUUUUUUUUGGUUUGAUCUUUCGGUAGAGUUUCUGUGGCAUUGAGAAACAAAUGAACCUAUAGUACGGGGAAAGUCGGGCGACACUGUCUCUUGGAAGACGAGGGGCUUGUAAGAAAGAAUUGAAUAAGCUGUAGCUGACUAUUAUUGCUGGAAAAGUUUAUUCAUAAUAAUGUACAGACUUAACAGUUGUCGACUCGAAAAGUAGCCUCCUUCUUAUCCGUUUGGAAGAAGAAGAAGGUCUGAGAAACUUCAGAAGUUGAGGAGGACGCAUCUGCGGUUAGAGCUUAGAAUUGAAUGUGCGCAACACUAAGAUUCAGAUAAAGGUCAACUCCCAAUUUCGUGAUUUUUAAUAAUGAACGUGUGAAUAUUUUUAGUUUUCGGUAUGAAUUUCUUCUCUGUGUUGGAUGAAGUCCACCAUGAGAAAUUAUCGUGCUAGGAGAUGUAAAACUACGCUUGCAAAUUUUUAAGACCUAGCUAGCUUGCUUUGAAUGUCAAAUUUAGAAGAAUCAUGAUGACGCCUAUUGCGCGAUGAGCCGACAAUUCUAGUACUGUGAUUGAAAUUGUAUUCGCUACAAAAUGUACAAAUUGAUAAAAGAGGACUGAUCGGAUCCUGAU
Amoebophrya sp. A25 is the source of this 3985-nucleotide messenger RNA. Lineage: Eukaryota; Dinophyceae; Syndiniales; Amoebophryaceae. The record is from the annotation of a GenBank genome assembly.